AUGAAGAAAAAAGUUCUUUUAAUGGGCAAGUCCGGAUCAGGCAAGACGUCCAUGCGCUCCAUCAUUUUCGCGAACUAUUUGGCUCGUGACACGAUGCGACUGGGCCCCACAUUGGACGUGGAGCACUCGCAUGUGCGAUUUUUAGGCAAUUUAGUCUUGAAUUUAUGGGAUUGCGGCGGACAGGAUGCCUUCUAUGAAAAUUAUUUUGAGAGCCAACGAGACCACAUUUUUCGAAGCGUGGAGCUACUGAUUUAUGUGUUUGAUAUUGAAAGUCGUGAAAUUGAUAAAGACAUGGCGCAUUUUGACGGCUGCUUAGAAGCAAUAGAUCAAAACUCGAGUAAUGCAAAAGUAUUUGUGCUUAUUCACAAGAUGGAUCUUGUGCCGGAGAACCAGCGUGAGCGUGUGUUCAAUCAAAAAAAGGAAAUGAUCUUGGAGCGCACAGGUCAACUGCCGACAGUCUGUUUCGGCACCUCUAUUUGGGAUGAAACACUGUACCGUGCAUGGUCAUCUAUCGUAUACUCAUUGAUCCCGAACAUGCAAGAUCUUGAGAAACAUUUAAACAGCUUUUGCUCCAUAUGCAGUGCUGACGAAGUCGUGUUGUUUGAGCGUGCGACUUUUCUUGUCAUCUCGCAUGCCACACACACAAACCACCGUGAUAUUCAUCGUUUUGAAAAGAUAAGCAACAUUAUAAAGCAAUUUAAAUUGAGCUGCAGCAAAACUCAAGCGCAAUUUCAAGGUAUGGAGGUGCGCAACUCCAACUUUACAGCAUUUAUCGAUUUCUUCACUGCCAACACGUACAUCAUGAUUAUCAUGUCAGAUGAAUCGAUCCAACCGGCGACAAUUCAUUUGAACAUCAAGGCAGCUCGACCUGUCUUUGAGGAACAUGUACAACAAACGAGUUAA
Messenger RNA from Plasmopara halstedii, 903 nucleotides. Its product is annotated as ras-related gtp-binding protein. Gene Ontology annotation, molecular function: GTPase activity; GTP binding. The record is from RefSeq and is a predicted model, not a curated record. Gene Ontology annotation, cellular component: Gtr1-Gtr2 GTPase complex; nucleus; lysosome. Bases 1 to 903 code for a protein of 300 amino acids. Gene Ontology annotation, biological process: cellular response to starvation; positive regulation of TOR signaling; cellular response to amino acid stimulus. Lineage: Eukaryota; Oomycota; Peronosporomycetes; Peronosporales; Peronosporaceae. The transcript has 8 exons.